Molecule: messenger RNA, 1197 nt
Organism: Xenopus laevis (African clawed frog)
Lineage: Eukaryota; Metazoa; Chordata; Amphibia; Anura; Pipidae
Gene: ska2.S
Product: spindle and kinetochore associated complex subunit 2 S homeolog
Exons: 5
Coding region: 308-688 (126 amino acids)
Biological process (GO): mitotic cell cycle; cell division; chromosome segregation
Cellular component (GO): spindle microtubule; spindle; outer kinetochore
Molecular function (GO): microtubule binding
Source: RefSeq, a predicted model, not a curated record
UAAAGCGCAAAGGACGCCUUUAGCACCAAUAAUAGAGAUACUGAACUAUAAACCAUGCCGAACGACUUGGAUUUAGACCAUUUAUAGAGACUGUGUCAUAAGACGGUUUAUUUUGUUUCGGGCAAUGGCAUAAAUGCUUUUUUCGACGUCUGUCUUAUCAUAGGCUUACUGCGAAUGACAGCUGUCCAAUCAGCGGCGUGAAUUUUUUUUCUACACCAUAUUCGCUUUUCCCACAGGCUGGGCUCCUCCCCUUCGCCCUCACCCGCUACUAUUCCCGGGUCCGCCUGAGGAAUGUAAACUAUUCAACAUGGAGACGUCAGUCAAUAAGCUGGAGGCUCUGUUUCAAAAAGCCGAAUCAGACUUGGAUUACAUUGAACAAAAACUGGAGUUUGAGAUAAGAAAAAGUCUUCCAGAAGAUGCAUCCGUACAGGAAAACCCUGUGAAAUUAUUGGAGCAGUUGGCAACAGUGAAAUUAAGGUUCAAAACGUUAUCAGCACAGUUGGAAACGAUUGCAGCUGACCAGCAAAAAUCAGUAGACGGUAUUCAAGCGACUAUUGGUAACACAUUGAAAAUGGUGCAACACUUACAACAACAAACUGAUUUUCAGGUGUCACCUUUUUCACAAGAAGAACUUCGUGCACUUCAGCAGUUAGAAAACCUAGCAAUAAAAGGAGGAAAUGUGCAGUGAACAAGAGCAACUGAAGGCACGAACAGAUUUGCAGAAUGAACACUAAUGGGAAAAAACUUGUCAAACAGUAUUGGGUGUUCUGUAUUAGAAAAUAAGUUAGAGCCUGUUUAAAUUAUGCUCUACUUUUUAAACAGGAUGUCUUAUCUCAAGGUGUGUUUUUAUUGAUGUACACAAUUUUCGAGGUAUAUUUAUUGUAUAGAUUAGGAAAUAAUGGCCUUUAUUAUAAAAGACAUACCCCAAUAUAUUCUGUUUGUCCUUAAGGAUAGCUUUGUAUUGUGUAAAGCCAUGCCUGUCUCGGGGCGUAAACAUAAUCUAGGAAUCCAACUCAACUAAAAGGGAUAAUACCAAAAGGACUGCCACUAAUUUGGGGGUACCCUCAUAGCUUUUCAUUAACUCCAUUUCGUUCACUUUAAAUACUGUUACUGAGGUAUUUUAAUGUGUACUGUAUAUUGCCCCAUGCUAAUGUAAAGAAUAUUUUGUAUUAAAUAAUAAAUAUUUUUUUUACAUUU